This is a messenger RNA of Dentiscutata heterogama, 232 nucleotides long. Lineage: Eukaryota; Fungi; Glomeromycota; Glomeromycetes; Diversisporales; Gigasporaceae. The record is from the annotation of a GenBank genome assembly.
UACUAGAUGGAUUAUAUCAGCUAAAUAAUCAACUUGUCUGUAUCUCUUAUUACAAGACCUAUUAUAAAAGUUUAGAAUAUGAUGAUCCACAAAGCCAAGAAUAUUACCAAACAGGACUAAAAAGAGGAACCCUUGUUAACUGCAAGAUUUGUAAUCACCAAAAAUCUAGAGCAAGAAUGCACAGAAUAGAAAGUAUUCAAGAAGAACUUUGGUUUUGUGAAUUAGAACAUAU